Molecule: messenger RNA, 3674 nt
Organism: Aplysia californica (California sea hare)
Lineage: Eukaryota; Metazoa; Mollusca; Gastropoda; Aplysiida; Aplysiidae
Product: leucine-rich PPR motif-containing protein, mitochondrial
Exons: 29
Coding region: 33-3227 (1064 amino acids)
Molecular function (GO): protein binding
Source: RefSeq, a predicted model, not a curated record
GUGUUACAUCUUUUGUAUUAUUAUCAAAUAAAAUGGCAGCGCUCAUACGGUACGGAUUGCGGAGUCCCCGCAACCUUGGAAGGGCAGUGCUAUGUCCCUUCAUGAGCAAAGGCAGUUACAAUGGAGCUUUGUCAUGUACAGUGCCUAGAUUUUUGGCUACCGCUGCACAGAAAAAAGAUCAAAUUGUCACAGACAUUCACAGACGGCUUGAUUACAACAGAGGAGUCUCCUCUGACCUUUUCAAUUCUCUUUACACUACCCUGCGGAACUAUGAGACUCUGAGUGAGCAGGAUGCUGCCUUGCUACUCUACAUCUGUAGCACUGGGCCUUUCGAUGCUCCAACAGAGCGGAGACUGCAGCUUACAGAAGAAGUCUGGAGCAGGCUAGAGGAACUCGGUGUUGAGCCUUCAACUAAAUUAUACAACAUGAAAUUGAAAGCUUUCGGUGGUAAUAGCAAGCGCUUUGAACCACUUGAGGAACUGACCCAUAUGAAAUCUCUUGGACUGAAUCCAGAUAAGGUAACCUAUGGGCUUCUUGUGGAGGGAUUCUGUCAGAACGGAGACAUUGCUGGAGCACAUCUUGUGUUAGAAGCUAUGAAGGAGGCGCGGCUACUACUUGGUGUCAACAUUUUCAACUCAUUCAUCACUGGUCAUUUCAAGGCAGGAUCACCAGAAGAUGCACUUGGUGUUAUUGAUCUUUUAAAAUCCAGGGGUCUGUCUCCGAGUGCAGACACUUUCUUAAGGUUUGCAGAACACUAUGCAGAAGAAGGAGAUCUGAGUUCAGUUCAGAAGUACAUAAGUGAUGCAGAUGAGCAAGGGACACCACUGUCCCAUAUCAUGCUGCUUGACCUGUACAAGAUGUUUGUCUCGUCUGGUCACUCCACUCAAGCUCAGGAGUUCUUGGGUCUAAUUUCUGGGCGUGGAGUCUUUCGCAACAACUCCCUCCAGAAGUCAUGCCAGCUUAUUGCCGAGGGUUAUGCCCAGGAGGGCAUGCAGCUCUACAUGAUGAUGCCCAAAGUGGAGGACUUUAAGGCCGCGGUGCACGCUGGCAGUUUCUUGCUGAAGGCCAUGGUCAUCAAUGGUUAUAGUGCGGAGUCUGUGAUGGAGAUGGCGGACAAUCUUGUUGAGUUCAACCCAGGAUCUUUGGCUCACAGGAAUGCGCUAUUGUAUGCGUACAAGGCAGACAGAGCAGACUUGGCUGUACAGCUCAUAGAGCUAAUGCUGUCUAAGAACCAUACCCUGAAGGUACCACAUUUCAUCCCAGCUGUGUGCUAUUACAGAAACCAGGGGGAUGCAGCCGGUGCAUACAAAGUGACGUCAAUGCUGAUGGACUUGGAUGCCAGUGAUGCCAUCGAUGACACUGUGGAACAACUUCUGAACUGCUUUUACCCGGCUUUGCUAGAGCUGGGCCAGUCCAGGGAAGAUAUCUUAAAUAAUACAAAGGGAAAGGAAAAGACUUGGCGCUCUAUCUUUUUUCUCCGUGACCUACAGAAAGAGGGUGCCGAAGAAGCUUUGAAAAAUGCUGAGGGUAAGGACUUAGACCCGGAUGUGUUCAAGUACUACAACUUUUCCUCCAUCAUCACCCAGAGGCUGCCCCAGGAGUGGGCUCAGUGUGUCGAUGUACUGGAGUUUUUGGCGAAGAUUCCCGGUAUUGAUAAAGGUUUGGUGUUGAGUAAAAAUGAGGCUGUGGUGAGACAGCUUCUGUUCCACGGUGACCAGGAGAUUCUGGCCAAAGGCCUGACCACCAUGAAAGACAAGAACCUGAGGCUGAGGCAAAGAUUUCUGCAGAUCAAGUCUCUGACGGGGAUGCCUGAGGAAAUACAGAUGAAAGUGAAAGGCCUGUGUGUCGCACCCCAAACAGCCCCGCGCAGUCGAUACUUGUCAGCCGGAGAGCUGGAAGGCAUGACAAAAGAGGCUGUGGAAGAAUACCAGAAGCAGCACCCUGACCGCUUCUUGCCCCAGAGUGUGUUGUUGAACAAAGCCAUGGCACAAGGGAAUCUAGAGGAGUCAAAGCUGAAAUUGCGGGAAAUGCAGGCUUGUGGCUUCACCCUCAGCCUGAUUCAGACCCUGAAGAUUGUCUCGUGGUUCACACAGAUGGGAGACGUAGAAUAUGCUACGCUUUACUUUAAUGAACUAAAAAAUCUAACAGGGACAAGUUACAGAUGUACUAUCCCACUGAACAUAGCUGUUCUGCAACUGAAGAAUGGAAAUGUUCAGGGAGCUGUUGAUAUGAUUCAAGAGGCAAAUCAGAGCACAUUCACCAUGGACGAGAGGGGCGGGGUUCAGAGGAGGUCGGUCAUCAUGGCCAUGUUCCAGAAUGCUCCAAGUCUGAACGACGCCAGGACAGUUCAUGAGGCUCUGCUUAAGGCUGGUGGUCUCGUUCCAGAGUCAGAGACUAUGCUGGUGCAUACGCAUUACGUCAAAAAAGUGUUGGAAGGUGCUGGAGAUGCUGAGCUGAUGUCUCGUCUGGUGGAUCUGCACAAAGACCACCAUGUGUUCCCCUGUCUGGAGCAGGUCCUCACUCGACUUAUCACCAACCAGGAUGUGGAGAAACUCAAACUAGCCAUGGAUCUGGGCAUCAGUGUGCAGGGAAACAGCCUCUUACAUCACCGCCUGGCUGCCAGUUUUGUACAGGCCGGGAUGCCGUCCAAGGCCAUCACAGUUCUACAGACUCCUGGUUUGAGGAUCAGUCAGAACCAGCUGUUGGCAAGUUGUCAGUAUUUCAUAAAGUUUAAGCAAAUUCAGAACUUGGAGUCUUUGGUAGACAUUGCUAAGCACUUUCCUGUAAGCCGAGCAAUUAUGCUGAAGCAGCUGAUCAUUGGUUAUGUUGCUGCAGACGACAUGACCAAAGCACUGGAUGUCCUUCAGACGUUCAAUGAAGAAUUCAUCACACCCCACAAAGCUACAUUGAGUCUUCUAGUCAAUGCUUUGAAGACAAGAAAUAUGGAUAUACCAGACACACUUGAAAGUUUUCUCUCAAAUACAUCUUCAACCUCAACGAGCAACAUUGUAGGUGAGGAGGAGUCAUCAUCUUCAUCAUCAGAUGAAGGAGAAAGCUCAUCAUCAUCAUCAGAUUCUGAUAGAGAAACCGAAAUUCCUGGGAGCUCCUCACCCUCCAAAAGUCAGGGGUCAUCGGCCCAGAAGUCUGCUGAGGGAACGGAGAGUGGGAAGCCUGAGAGUAAUUCCAACCCAUUGACCACACCAAAGGACAAAAACCCUUCUCUUUAGAUUUAUUGAUUAAGGUGAUCAGUAGUCAAGCAUUUUGUUUUGAGUAGCUCUGGAAGUUUUGAUUUGUCAGGGAAAGUAAUUUAUGUUAAAAUAUGUCAUAUGUGCAUAAAGUAAAGCAUUUUGUGAAAGAAGAUUAACUCCCCCUAGUGAUUUGAUAAGAAACUACAGAUAUAGGCCUACAUGGGUUAAUAUUAAUAAAAGAUAAACCAAAUAUACGCCUGUUGGUCUCAGGAAAUCAGGAAUUUGUCGCCUCUCGGCCACUUUGAGUUUUGGUGCUUUUCUGAAAGCUUGAGUGUUCCUGAUUAUUUAGUCAAAAUUUUUCAAUUCUUUUUUAUUGGAUGAGCUAUUGCAUUUUGAGGUAACAAAAUGUGGAAAAGUAAGAACUGAGAAAAACGGAUUCAACGUUACACCAUUGUUGCUUUUUAAUGUCUGAAUGCAAAUGGAAAA